Molecule: messenger RNA, 2269 nt
Organism: Fukomys damarensis (Damara mole-rat)
Lineage: Eukaryota; Metazoa; Chordata; Mammalia; Rodentia; Bathyergidae
Gene: Dph5
Product: diphthamide biosynthesis 5
Exons: 7
Coding region: 323-1153 (276 amino acids)
Biological process (GO): protein histidyl modification to diphthamide
Molecular function (GO): diphthine synthase activity
Source: RefSeq, a predicted model, not a curated record
UAGGUGUCGCGGGCGACGGGCUUUCUACAGUGGCCGGGCCGUGCGCCCUUUUUAGGAGCUCCUUGUGUCGAAAGGCGCUGUUGGCACUUUGAGGAGGACAGUGAACCACCUACAGUUCUGUUGUCGGGUAAUCGGUCCACCUGCUCGUAGGGUUAUUUAAAACACUGCUCCGUUCGGUACUUGAGAAGUGUGAUAUGUGUCCUCAAACCUCACUCGUGUCUUGUCCCUCUGAAGGAAAAUCUAGACUUCAGGAGUCCUCAGUGUAGCUGACAUUUUUCUUGUUCACUUCGUCCUCCAGUCUCCUUACCCCCAGGAAUUCGAAAUGCUUUACCUGAUCGGCUUGGGUCUGGGAGAUGCCAAGGACAUCACAGUCAAGGGCCUGGAAAUUGUAAGACGUUGCAAUCGAGUGUAUCUGGAAGCCUACACCUCAAUCCUGACUGUGGGGAAGGAAGCCCUGGAAGAAUUUUAUGGCAGAAAAUUGAUUCUUGCUGAUAGAGAAGAAGUGGAACAAGAAGCAGAUAAUAUUUUAAAGGAUGCCGAUACCAAUGAAGUUGCAUUCCUUGUGGUUGGCGAUCCAUUUGGGGCUACAACACACAGUGAUCUUAUUCUGAGAGCAACAAAGCUGGGAAUUCCAUAUCGAGUUAUUCACAAUGCCUCCAUAAUGAAUGCUGUAGGCUGCUGUGGUUUACAGCUGUAUAACUUUGGAGAGACAGUUUCUAUUGUGUUUUGGACAGACACUUGGAGACCAGAGAGCUUCUUUGACAAAGUGGAAAAGAACAGACAAAGUGGCAUGCAUACUUUAUGCUUACUAGAUAUCAAAAUAAAGGAGCAGUCUUUGGAAAAUCUAAUCAAAGGAAGGAAGAUCUAUGAUCCGCCUCGUUACAUGAGUGUAAACCAAGCAGCCCAGCAGCUUCUGGAAAUUGUCCAAAAUCGAAGAGAAGAAGGAGAAGAACCAGCAAUCACUGAGGACACACUUUGUGUUGGCUUAGCCAGGGUUGGAACUGAGGACCAGAAGAUUGCAGCAGGCACUUUACAGCAGAUGUGUACAGUGGACUUGGGAGGACCAUUGCAUUCCCUGAUUAUCACAGGAGGCAGCAUGCAUCCACUGGAGAAGGAGAUGCUAAGUCUGUUUUCCAUAUCAGAACAACCUUGAUGGACUCUGAACAUGGACAUUCUCUAUGGUCAAAUUUCAGUCAUAUAUGGAUGUACAUGUAUUUGUAUGACAAAUGAAACAGGUCUUUUUGGUUUGUCUAAAAGUAAUAAUAAUAACAAGUGACUAAAAAGAAGAGUUGCCUCAACAGUGCUUGGUUUCCUGCAACAUUGAGUUUUUUCCCUAUGAUAUCAUCAGUUGUGUUGCUUUGGCAACUUUUCAGGAUGUACAGGCAUAAAGCAGACCAAGCUGGAAACCUUGUGGGUAAGUGUCCACAGACAGAAUCACUUAAAAGCAAUUUUUAUUUAUGAAACCAGUUAAUACGAAGUGGUUGGUGCAGAGUAUAACUUAGAGGUAACUAGAAUGUGAAUCACCUAAAUCCUGCUUUUAAAGGUUAAGAAAUGUAGCAAUGGCCAUAGAAGCAAGUGAAAGAUUGGUAACCAUUCAUAUGUUGUUUUUAUAACUUUCUUCGACAAAAAGUUAGCUGUCCUAACUACAAGGUGAGUUUUCCCAACAGAGCCGGUAUUGGGAGUUAGUAACAGAAAUGAGAAUACAUUUCCACCUUAUCCCACCUGCUUACCUUAAAGCCUGAGCAAGUACAAGCUUCAAAAUGACACUCUUCUGAACUGAUUGUAUUGGUUAGCUGACAUCCUAGUUAUGUGACCCAUUCUGCUGUAUUUUGGCAGUUAUAUACUUACUUAAUUAUAAAUAUUCAGCCAGCCAUGUACAGUUGCUGCUUUGUUUUAAAUAACAUCUUUCCACAUUCAGGCAGGUAUAUGGAAGCUUGCUGACUACAAAAUAAAAUUUUUAAAAUAUUGGUUUGAAGACAAUAGAUUGAUCAAAAUUUUUCAUAUCAUUUAAUUCAGUUAAUGUGCCAUCAUUUAUGUGAGUAAUCUCACUAGUUUUAAAUAACAUUUAUUUCAUGACCAUAGUUUAAUAUUUUUUGUCAAUUUGGAAUAAAAAUAGCUUUGCUGCAUGCUAGUUCAGUUAGUCAAAUUCUGAGUAUAUCUGUCACCCUAAUCAAUUUGACUUCUUUGCUUAGUUGUCGGAGAAGUUCAAGCCUGGCUGGGUGAGGUGCACUGCACUCCUGUCUCCUGAGCUAACUCGGAGACCUUGCUA